Peniophora sp. CBMAI 1063 is the source of this 1488-nucleotide messenger RNA. Lineage: Eukaryota; Fungi; Basidiomycota; Agaricomycetes; Russulales; Peniophoraceae. The record is from the annotation of a GenBank genome assembly.
AUGCGGAUGCCAUCGCAACUUUCGAUAAAGGUCGCGGCCACGCUGGCCAGACCACCAAGCCUGCAGACCUCCCGGUCUGACCCAUACUGCACCUCCUUGCACCUCUUCAAGCACCUAUCAUAUCUUGCGCCGCAUCUCACAGUGGCGCUCGCACGAAACGUGGUAGCAGAGCGGGGGAUCUGUCACUUUUCCAGGAGCACCUUUCAGGAGCCUCUGGGCGCCGCCGCGUUCAAGAUGGCCGCGACAGUCGACCCCUCAUACCCAUUGUACCCCAUAUUCUGCGUUCUAUCAUCUGUGUCGCUGCUCUUUGUGCUACUGACGAGCGUCAUACGGCAUAAAUGGAACCUCGGCGUCACCUUCCUAUGCUUCUGGCUCUUCUUCGAGAACCUCACUUACGCCGUCAACGCAGUCUUAUGGUCGGAUAACGUGGACGUCAAGCACUAUGUUUACUGUGACAUAGUAUCCCGUUUGCAAAUGAUCACUUUCGUUGUGAAACCGAUAGCGACUCUCAUUAUCACUCGCCGACUUUAUUUAAUCAUCUGUCCGCGGUCCACGGACCCUCCUGACAAGGCAACUAGGCGAUGGGACCUGGCCGUGGAAUGGACGUUGGGACUGGGAAUCCCUCUUCUAGUCGCGGGUCCUUUUUACUACGUGAAUCAGAACGCUCGGUUCGAGAUCUUGGAGGGUUUCGGGUGUACGAACACCAUGCAAGGGUCGAUCCUUGAGAUCUUACUGGUCAGGUCAUGGAGCAUAAUGCCUCCUUUGUUAUCCGUCGCACUUUACUACUCGAGGAUGGCUCGAGUCUUCUAUCACCAUACGAAGGACGUGAACCGACUACUACGGGACAGCGCAACCGUCUCGCGCAAGCAUUACCUCCGUGUUCUCGCUCUUGCCAGCCUCGACAUUCUCCUUACAUUACCCUUCGGCAUAGUCAACAUCACCCUGAGCACCAUCGUUGCUGUGAAUAAGAAGGAUUUGCCUUUCUAUCCGGGAUGGCACAAAGUACACGAUGACUGGACGCCGAUGACCCAUACAUGGGCCGACAUCAAGUCAAUGGGCAGGUCUGCUCUUCCACAGGACUACUUCAGCAACUGGACAUCUCCUAUACUCGCCUUGGCAAUAUUUGCCUUGUUCGGCUUGACGACGGACGCGCGUACGUCGUACAAACGCAUCUUCCACAUUGCACGUGGGUGGUUCGGGCGCACGACACCUUCGAAUGCGCGCCAUGAUCCGCAUCCUCAAGUCAAGUUGGAGGAACGGACGAAGGAGGAAGUUGUGCUCGAUAUCAAGCAAGGCAAUUCGCCGACGAGCUCGGUGGACUUCGAGGUGGUGGUCCUGCCACAAGACCCCAACGCUGAAAGCCGAGAUGAUGUGAGAGUGCGCGGGUCGUUGGAGAAGCCCAAAGGGCUACAUUGGGUUUCUGACGAAGGGAACGGUAGCCGUCGUGCUAGCUCGGAGAUACAGGAUGUUCACCCGCUCGCAAUCUGA